Cloeon dipterum is the source of this 1224-nucleotide messenger RNA. It is a transcript of the gene Sce, whose product is annotated as E3 ubiquitin-protein ligase Sce. Lineage: Eukaryota; Metazoa; Arthropoda; Insecta; Ephemeroptera; Baetidae. The transcript has 2 exons. Gene Ontology annotation, cellular component: ubiquitin ligase complex; PcG protein complex. The coding region runs from base 50 to 1126 and encodes 358 amino acids. The record is from RefSeq and is a predicted model, not a curated record. Gene Ontology annotation, molecular function: chromatin binding; ubiquitin protein ligase activity.
AGCCGAACUAGAAAACAGAAACAGAGAAGACAUUCAAAACAAAACAAAGAUGUCCGCUAGCGACGCCGCUGGACUGACCAAGACAUGGGAACUGUCCCUGUACGAACUACACCGGACGCAGCAGAAUCCGGUUACGGACAAUUCGGAAAUAGCAGUGUCUCCGCGAAGCCUGCACAGUGAAUUGAUGUGUCCGAUUUGCUUGGACAUGCUAAAGAAGACAAUGACCACGAAAGAGUGUCUCCAUAGGUUCUGCUCCGACUGCAUCAUCACCGCCCUUCGCUCUGGAAACAAAGAAUGCCCGACUUGUCGCAAAAAACUAGUGUCCAAGCGAUCGUUGCGUCCAGAUCCCAACUUUGACUCGCUUAUCCAGAAAAUCUACCCGAGCAGAGAUGAGUACGAAGCCCACCAGGAGCGGGUGAUGGCCAAGUUGAACAAGAGCCACAGCCAAGCCGCCCUGAUGAAUUCCAUUUCAGAGGGCAUCAAGCUGCAGAACCAAAACCGGCCCCAGCGCCGUCCCAAAGGCACAGAAGCGGACACGACGCCGACUGGGACUGCUCCGUCGACUCCAAAUCCACAACCAGAGGCUCAGGGCAGCUCAAGCCACGCUCCCAGCCCAGUGCCAGCGUCUUCCUCAGGACAGCAACUGCAGCAGACUCAACCACCGCCGCAACAGCAGCAACAACCGCCGCAACAGCAAAAUAAGCCGAAGAAGAUGAAAGUUUUGUCCUCUGACGAUUCCGGAUCCGACAUGGGACACGAAUCCACUGGAGAAGGAGAAAACUCGUCAGACCAGUCUUCAAACGAAAUCGAGUUGGUCUUUAAGCCUCACCCGACAGAGAUGCCCAACAACGCCGCUGUCAAGGCUCUUAAGGAGAACUCUAUUCGAUUUUUGAAAACUACAGCCAAUGCGACAGUUGACCAUUUGAGCAAGUAUUUAGCGAUGCGCAUUGCAAUCGAUCUGCAUUCCGGACCAAAAGAGAGUCUCAUCAACUUCUGUAUCUACAUUUCGCCAACUGCAGGACAUUAUGUUGUCCUCAAUGGAAACCAGACUUUGAGCCAUGUCAUCGAUCGAUUCUGGAAGGUCAAAGACCCACUUGAAAUGUUCUACUCAUGGAAAGAAUCAUGAUCUGCUUGACAUUUAUCUAGACUGUAAAUUUGUUUGAUCAAUAUGUGAAUUUCAAUUGUGUAUUCUAAGAUAUAAAUAAAAUUACCUAUUUAACUACA